CAGCAACACGCAUUAUGAGGGGAGACCACUCUUACUACGGAUCAGUUUGUAGCUUCCGGUGAAAGCGAUUCGGCACGAAACUAAAACGUAAUUUGGCUGUUCAAAUUUUCACCAAACAACCCACUGCAUGUUGCAUAAUGGCUGAUUACAGCCAUAGCACAAAAGAUCCAGAUACUGCUCGAGCUCUUUUUGAAGAGGGUGCUAUUCUUGUAUUCCUGGACCUGCCAGAGGGAUCAGAGUUUGGAAUUGACUUUGCUUCAUGGACAGUUGGUGCAAAUUUUCGUGGGAUGAAAAUGAUACCCCCUGGAAUCCAUUUUGUCUAUUACAGUGCUGUUGGAUCUGAUAAACAAGCAGGGCCAAGGUCUGGAUUUUUCUACAACUUUGAAAAACAGGAAAUAAUUGUCAAGAAAUGGGACGUCCAGCUAGAAGAUGUCAAAAGAGAACUUAUAUCAGAAGAUGAGGUUGCCAGAUACAGAGAAAAUAAAAAAGAAAUGGACAAAUUUCUGGGCCCAUAUCCAUAUGACAGCUAUAAAAAAUGGGUUUCCUUGACAAAUCAUCUGACACCAUCACUGAUUGAAAAUCUUCAGCCAACCUGUGGCUAUGUGUGCUCCAUGGCACAGUUUGUCUCAGAACCCAGCACCUCUCAAUCAAGGAAGCGAGAUGCUGAGGUCAAAGCUAUGGAACAGGAAGCCACUAAAAUCAUCAGCAAAAAUAAAACCAAAGUAUCAUUGGAAGAUGGACUUCCUAAGAUGAAAACUGUGAAAGGUACAAAGAUAAGAUACUCCAAAGUACCCCUUCAAAAAUAUCCUGAAGGUGCUACUCCAUCUGAAGUAACAAAAUUCAGCAUUGACUCUUCUUACCAGCUGGAGCUGGUUUUGGAGAAAUCUUAUGGUGAAAAUUUUUCAGGAAUUUUGGGUGAAAUACAGUUUGCAUUUAUCUGCUUUCUCAUUGCACAGAACUAUGAUUCCUUUGAACACUGGAAGACACUUGUACACCUUCUCUGUUCAAGUGAUCAGUCCUUGCGACUUCGACCCCAGCUUUUCAUUGAUCUCAUCAGUCUGUUGCAUUUUCAGGUGCGAGAAAUACCAUCAGACUUUUUUGUGGACAUUGUCAGCAGUAAUAAUUUCUUGACAGUUACACUGCAGGAGUUUUUCUCCAACCUUGAAGCAGAGGAUAUCGAUGCCACUUUGAGGUCAAAAGGAUUGAAGUUCAGGCAGCAUUUGACUCAGAAAUUUAAGUGGGAUUUCACCUCUGAGCCUGAUGAUUAUGCUCCUGUUGUAGUUGAAUCUACAAAUUAAAUCAGUUAAUUUGUGAAAGAGUAUAUGACAGAUAUCUAGAACUGUACCAAUGGAAGCUGACGUUUAAUUAAUAAUGAUGAAAUGUUGUGAAUUCUGUUUCCCUUUUAGUGAUAAAGAAGAAAUGGUUGUUGUC
Molecule: messenger RNA, 1431 nt
Organism: Pomacea canaliculata
Lineage: Eukaryota; Metazoa; Mollusca; Gastropoda; Architaenioglossa; Ampullariidae
Product: protein AAR2 homolog
Exons: 5
Coding region: 138-1298 (386 amino acids)
Biological process (GO): spliceosomal tri-snRNP complex assembly
Source: RefSeq, a predicted model, not a curated record